Trematosphaeria pertusa is the source of this 1043-nucleotide messenger RNA. RefSeq lists its product as uncharacterized. The transcript has a single exon. The coding region runs from base 213 to 758 and encodes 181 amino acids. The record is from RefSeq and is a predicted model, not a curated record. NCBI's taxonomy places the organism in Eukaryota, Fungi, Ascomycota, Dothideomycetes, Pleosporales, Trematosphaeriaceae.
GUACCCAAGCUCCCCCAAGCGGGCUAGCUCACCUCGCCACAUACUGCGCCACCCCACGUGCGCUUCCGAGGCGGAGAAACAGCGGCGACGCCCAAUGCGGCCUUGCGCACUGCAUCCGUGACACUGGCUCACUGGCUCACUGGCUCACUGGCUCGCUGGCUCGCUGGCUCGCUGGCUCCCCACCAGUUCCAAGCGUGGGUCGUGAACAAGGCAUGGUGGAAGCUUGUCAGCACAAAAUCGUGAGGCUGCACCCACAAUCGCAUGCGGUUUCGCGCGCUGCAGCAGGAAUAUAUAUCCAUAAAGCUGACGAGGCGGCGAUCGUCGAGGCGGCUGCUGGUCGGAUGCGCGCGGUUUCUGGGACGAAUCGAAAUUACCAAGUGCGGCGGCGCGAUUGGCCAGAGAUAAGGGCGCGUCCCAAAUCGGACUGGCGGGGCUCGAGCAAGCAGCGCACCUCGUCGCCUGUCAGUGGCAUGUACUGUGUCUGUACGCACCAAACGCGCUGCCAGUGCCAGUUGCUUCUUCUGUGCGUGUCCUUUGGCUUGCAGUAUAAAAAGGCGCGAGAGCGUGCGCGCGGCCGUCUGUCCAACUUACAGAAGAGCGGCGUGCGUGAGCAGUUGCCCGAAGAAAUUAAAACAUCCACGGUAAUGCGAGCCGCUGAUGCGCGAAGCCAGGAUCUCGCUGCUCCGCGCGAGGCUAGACUGCGACCCGUAGCCCGCCCAGACCGGCCGCCGUUGGACCCUCGCCUUCAAUCUUCGUGAUGUACACUCCAAGUUGUCCUUAAUUCACUCUCCGUCCCAGCCCGUCGCCGUCACCGUCGCCGCCGCGCCUUGAGUCUGCUCACCCUCACCCUCACCCUCACCUACACGCCCCUCGCGCCCGCCCGCUCCUCUCCUGCGCCGUAUCAACCCGACGAUGCGAGUCGCCCAGUCGCCCUGAGCGUACAUUGUGGCCCCGGCGUCUGCUGUACCACCGCGAUCCGUCCCUUAUCGCCCACCGCCUGUACGUCAGCUACCAAUUGCCGCCAACCUCAACACUCGCGAAGA